Messenger RNA from Pisolithus orientalis, 351 nucleotides. RefSeq lists its product as uncharacterized. The coding region runs from base 1 to 351 and encodes 116 amino acids. Lineage: Eukaryota; Fungi; Basidiomycota; Agaricomycetes; Boletales; Pisolithaceae. The record is from RefSeq and is a predicted model, not a curated record. The transcript is spliced from 2 exons.
AUGCUUACAACCUCCAGCCUGGAGAGGGAUGGUGCCAUGUUUCUUGGAUUUGGUGGUUAUAUGGGUACAGUGAUCAUGCCACAGAGAAGGAAUCAGAUGAUGGUUUUCAGGAGGCUAUCUGUGUGGAGUGGUGCAAAGCACACACAUGCACACACUGCUGGGAAGAGGAGGUUAGGCUACUAUUUGAAGAAAAGCAACAUACAUUACAGUUUCUUGAGUGGCAUGCAAAUUGGUGGAUGGGCCAUGCUAGUGCCAUUGCAACAGGUGACAAAGCUCUCUCUGAUGGGUGUCAUGCAUCAUUUCUUGGAUGUUGCCAAUGCUUAUAGUGUAUCUCCCUCUCCUAUGCUCUGA